Messenger RNA from Drepanopeziza brunnea f. sp. 'multigermtubi' MB_m1, 1509 nucleotides. RefSeq lists its product as uncharacterized. The record is from RefSeq and is a predicted model, not a curated record. NCBI's taxonomy places the organism in Eukaryota, Fungi, Ascomycota, Leotiomycetes, Helotiales, Drepanopezizaceae. Gene Ontology annotation, molecular function: heme binding; oxidoreductase activity, acting on paired donors, with incorporation or reduction of molecular oxygen; monooxygenase activity.
AUGUUUUCUGCACUGCCGGAUCUGGCGUUCUUGACGCCCAAGGGUGGUUUGAUGAUUGGGCUUGCUCUCGCCCUCACCGCAUACCGCUACUACAGACACACCCAGCAUCCGCUGUACAAGUUCCCUGGGCCCCGGUCGGCGGCAUGGAGUAACGUGAUGCAUUGCUACUACUACAUCCGCGGUCGACAGCCCUUUAAGCUGCUCGAGCUGCACAACCAAUACGGUAGCGUAGUCCGGACGGCUCCAAACGAUCUCUCCUUCAAUACGGCAGAGGCAUUCCGGGACAUCUACAACUUCCGGCCCGGCCACGAGACGUUCAUCAAGAGCGACUGGUAUGAUGGGGGCGUCUUUGCAGACAAGGCUCACUCGAUCGUGAGCGAACGUGAUCCUGGGAGGCAUGGACACAUGCGGAAGUAUCUCAGCCACGCCUUCUCGGACCGGUCGUUAAAAGCGCAGGAGUCGCUCAUCAAUGAAGUUGUGAACGAGUUUGUUUCUCAGCUUGAGGUGUACGGCUCCAGAGAGAACGGCAUCGACAUUGUUGUCUGGUUCAACCUGGCCACCUUUGAUAUCAUUGGAUCUUUGGCAUUUGGAGAGUCGUUCGGAGGAGUCAAGUCAGGUGAGGUUCAUCCUUGGAUCUCGCGAAUCAUCACGGCCAUCGGGCAGAGUGCUCUGGCAGACGCCUUCAAAAGGUUCCCGGCUUUCGCAACUACGUUCAAGUGGCUGUUCCCUAGAGCAAUUGAGAAGAUGCUGGAGGACACGGCAAGCCAUGAGAACUAUACCAUCUCCCUGAUCGACAAGAGGUUGGACAAUCCAUCAACUCGUCCAGACUUCUUGACACGCAUGCUGGAGAACAGACCCGCGGAUCUGACAAAUAUGCAAAUCGCCGCCCACGCGUCCGACUUUGUCAUUGCGGGCAGCGAGACGACAGCCACGACACUGAGCUGCAUAGUGUACUACCUGACCAAGAACCCAUCCGUCUAUCAGAAAGCCACGCGGGAAAUCAGGGACCGGUUCGCCAGAUUCGAGGACAUCAACUCGACGGCAGCCUUGCAGCUCAAGUACCUCCACGCGCUAGCCCUCGAGGCGAUGCGGAUCUAUCCACCUCUGCCGCUGGCCCUGCCGCGAGUCGUGCCCAAAGGCGGGGAUACCAUCGCUGGCCAUUUUGUGGCAGAAGGGACCAUCGUCUCCGUCAACCCCGUCGCCGCGAGCCUGUCUGCCCAGAAUUUUGAGGCGCCGCUGGAAUUCAGACCCGAGAGAUGGCUCGGCGGAAGCGAUCUGCGCGGUAACCACGAGGCUUCGCAGCCGUUUUCCAUGGGGCCGCGAGGAUGUCUCGGGAGGAACCUGGCGUGGAUCGAGUUGAGCCUGCUGCUCUCAAAGAUGCUCUGGGUCUACGAUCUCGAGCUUCUGAACCCGGAGAUCGAUUGGUUGGAGGAUUCUGCGAUGGCGAUGCUGUGGAAGAAGCCGAAACUGAUGAUUAGGACUACCCGCCGGCAGCAGGCUGCUGUGUAA